AGGGAUUUUCUCCACACAGGUGGAAAGAAGGAUAUUUCUGACUCCAAUAAACCAACAUGAGGAUGUGCAGUUUUACAAGAGUUGCAUUUGUUUUUGCAUUCGGCUUGUGUGUCCAAGGUUACACCAUUUAUACUAAACCAGCUCAGCCAGGCUGUCCAGACAUAAAGGGGAAGGUUGGUGUGUGUGCUGAACUCUGUUCCUGCGACAGUGACUGCCGACAUGGUGAGAAAUGCUGCUCCAACGGAUGCGGGCACGAGUGCAUGUCAACAAACCCAGAUAAGCCAGGUGGCUGCGGUCCUCCGUGGUUCUCUUUCUUAUGCGGUCACCCCUGCCACCAUGACAGUGACUGCCCUGGGCAGAAAAAGUGCUGUCCCACCCUUUGCAGCUAUACCUGCCAAGAGCCAUACCAGCCACACUGCUCCUGAGCGCCACAGAUCCAGUUUCAUAAAAAAAAAUGAAAUACAAUAAAAAAAUUAAAGUAAUAAUAAUUCUCGAUUAAACAUGCUAAUGAUUUGUAUGUGUCAGUGUUUGAGUUGUUUUUUUCACACUUUUACUUUAAAAUGCUCAACAAAAAAAAUAGAUUAAUAAGAUUGUUUUAUGUCACAACAUGUCAUAUUUUACAUCCAUUUACAUACAUCAUAAUAGAAAUCUGUUAGGUAAU
Molecule: messenger RNA, 661 nt
Organism: Fundulus heteroclitus (mummichog)
Lineage: Eukaryota; Metazoa; Chordata; Actinopteri; Cyprinodontiformes; Fundulidae
Product: perlwapin-like
Exons: 3
Coding region: 57-425 (122 amino acids)
Biological process (GO): innate immune response; antibacterial humoral response
Cellular component (GO): extracellular region
Molecular function (GO): peptidase inhibitor activity
Source: RefSeq, a predicted model, not a curated record